UACCAUUAUUAUGCAAUAAAAGGAAGUGUCAUGAACACAUUGUUUUUUCUUUAACACUACACUCAACAAGUUCUUUCACUAGCAACACAAUGUUUAAUGUUGUUGUCUUCAUGACAUCUUUUGUUACAAUCAUUUUUCAACUUCUUUUGUUCUUUCCUUUAACAUCUUCCUUAGUUGAACCAUCUUUGCUUCAAAAAAAUUCAUGCAAUGAAACAUGUGGAAAACUCCAUAUACCUUUUCCAUUCUACAUAAACAACACUUCAUGUUCAUCACUCUCAACUUCUUUCCACCUAACUUGUUCAAAUUCAUCCACCCUUUUGAUCAAAAUAGGUUCACAAAACUAUCCCAUUUUAGAAUUCUUUUCAGAUGGUUUAUUAGUAGACUUUCCCGGAACAUCAUCAUGUCGCCAAUACAACGAUUUGAAUUCAUUCGGCGAGAGGUUUUUCGAUGGAAAAAACUACUUUGGUGUAUCAGUUGAUAAUGUUGUUGGUCUAUAUGAUUGUGAAGAUUCUUCACUUUGUAAAGCUGAUUGUGAAACAGUUAAUCUUCCUGGUUGUGAUGGAAGUGUUGGUGGUGGUUCUCUUGGAUGUUGUUAUCCACUUUCUGAUCAUACUAUAUGGCAUAUUGGUGAAGGUUUUUCUGUCUUUUCAAAAUUUGGAUGUAGGGGAUUUUCUAGUUGGACUGUUUUAAGAGGUUCUUAUUCAGGUAAAAGAGGGGUAAAAUUGGAAUUUGGUAUUCCUAGGAACUUAUCUAAGGAGAUUUGUGCUAAGAAUGCAGAUAUGGUGAAUGCUACAUCAAUUAAAGGUGGUGUAAGAUGUGUUUGUGAAGAUGGAUAUGUUGGUGAUGGUUUUGCUAAUGGAACUGGAUGCUUAUUUUCAUGUAUCAAAAAUGGAAAGGAAGCAUAUGGAAGUGAUUGCUACAUCAAAAGACAUGAUCAAAGAAAAAUGGUCAUCAUUGCUGGAAUCCUUUGUCCAAUUCUUAUUGUUGCAUCCUUAGUUGCACUAUUCUAUCUUCUAAAAAGAAAACAAAAGCCAGGAAUGUUCGAUUCCGAACAAGCAUAUUACCACAACAUUUCAUUCCGAAAAGCAUGUAGAACGCGACUUUUCAGCCACCAUGAGCUAGAAGAAGCCACCAAUGGUUUUGAAGAUAGCCGAAAACUCAUGCAAUGCAAUAACAGCACAAUUUUUGCUGGUGUUAUUGGUGAUGGAUCACAUGUAGCUAUACACAAGUUAUCGAAAUGCGAGAACGAUAAAGAUAUGAUGCAAGUCAUGUCACAAAUUGAAGUCCUAUCUUCUAUUGUGCAUAGAAAUGUUGCAUCAAUCAUUGGUUGUUGCAUUGAUUCUAACUACAUUCCUUUAGUUGUUUAUGAAUAUCCUGCAAAUGGUACCUUGGAGGAUCAUUUACACCAAAACAAAGGGCAAAAAUGGCAAAAAAAUGGUUUUUUAGAUUGGUAUAGAAGAUUGAAUAUUGCAACAGAAAUAGCUAGUACUAUUGCAUUGUUACAUUAUGAUAAAUCACCUCCAAUAUUUCAUCAUAACCUAAAGUCUAGUUGCAUAUUCCUAGAUGAUGAUUUUUCAGUCAAGAUUGCAGGAUUUGGAAUACUUAACUAUGAUCACAUGAAUUACGAAAAUCGCGAACGCUUUCGCUUGUGCAAAAACGAUGUCUAUGACAUAGGUGUGUUACUACUUGAGAUAAUCUAUGGAUCAAAUCAAAUGGACUCACCUACAUUAGCCUUGAAGAAAAUAAGAGACGGAAAGAUUGAAGAAAUCGUUGAUCCGGUUCUUAAUUAUCACGAACAACCGCGGACAUGUCAAGAACAGAUACUUAUCUUUGCUGAUCUUGCAACAAGAUGUUUGCUAUUUAGUGGAGAUGGAAAAAUGGGAAUGAUUGAUGUUGCUAGAGAAUUGGUUCAUUUGAGUAAAGAUAGUGUUGAUGGUGGAAAUGUGACAGGACUUGUUCUUGAAGAAACAUUCUCAAAUUCAAGUCUUCUUCAAAUGAUAUCUUUGUCUCCUGAUUCUAUGAAUGUUCCUUGAAUUUCAAUAUUCAAUUAUGUUUGUUAGCAAAAACUAUGUGUGUGUGGAUUAGAAAUUUCCUACUAUUGUACAUUUGGUAUGGAUUAUAAAC
This is a messenger RNA of Trifolium pratense (red clover), 2124 nucleotides long. Its product is annotated as probably inactive receptor-like protein kinase At2g46850. The transcript is spliced from 3 exons. Gene Ontology annotation, biological process: cell surface receptor signaling pathway; protein phosphorylation. Bases 90 to 2033 code for a protein of 647 amino acids. Gene Ontology annotation, cellular component: plasma membrane. The record is from RefSeq and is a predicted model, not a curated record. Gene Ontology annotation, molecular function: protein serine/threonine kinase activity; ATP binding; polysaccharide binding. NCBI's taxonomy places the organism in Eukaryota, Viridiplantae, Streptophyta, Magnoliopsida, Fabales, Fabaceae.